ACAGAUUUUCCUGCCAAACCAAAUUAAACUAGCUAAAUUCACAUGCCAUUCUAAAAGGAUAAAAAAAAAAAAGAAGUUCCAGAGAAGCUAAGUUCAAUACAUCAUCACAGAAGAACAGGAUCACAGAAAAUAUCAAGUCAAAGUCAAGGUCAAGGUCAAACUAGUCACAACUCAAGCAUGAGGAGCCUAAGAAAAGUCCCUGCAACAGAUUCAUCCUGCAAAACCCCUAACAAUCUCAUCUGAUCCCUCUCCUAACUUCCACCAGCAAGACAAUGCUGACCAAAACCACCAGAUUCCCUCCUAAACGAGCUUCAAAUUCCCUACUUAAACCCCUCUGAAAUGCCACCAAAAUCAUCCCCUGAUCGAAAACCCACAACACAAAGGAAACCACCAUCACCUGCAGCUCUGAAGAAACUCACCACCGCCAUGGACAUUAAGAAGAGAUCAUCGUCAUCAUCACCAUUGCCUUCUCUCAAUGCACGGUCCGCGGCCUUCCUGCUGCUGCUCGUCUUCAUGGCGGCGGACAGCAUAGGCCGCCACCGCGCCACGGCGCAGGUGUUCUGCCGCUCGCAGUUCAACCUAGCCAACGAGGCGUGCAGCCUGCGCACCUUCUCCGGCCCGAACCCGGCGCAGCCGCUGCAGCUGCACAGCAACGGCUCGUCGGCCUCGUACGAUCUGCAGGCGGACCACCACGACCACGACCACGGCCGCGAGCGCGAGCGGGAGCACACCCAUAGCCGGCGGCACGGCCUCGGGCACGGCGGCCACGACCCCUACGAUACGGCGUGCUGCCGCCGCCUCAUGGGCAUCGACAACGCCUGCAUCUGCCAGGCCAUGUCCUUCCUCCCCGUCUUCAUGAGCAGGGUCAAGCACGCCAUCAAGCUCACCCCGGUCCCCGGCUGCGACGUCUCCUUCGAGUGCGCCGCCGUCUACUGAACCGACGCACGCUGGCGACGGCGGGAGCUUCGUUGGAAGGAGCCAUUUUUCGGUUCUUGGUGUCUGACUGAAAGAAAAUCACUUCUGGGGAAAAAAGUUUGGUCAUAUGCUUCAUCAGCAUUUUGCAUUAGAGUGUUAGCAUUAGACAUAUGUAAUUCCUGCACUAUAUAUAUUGCAUUGAGAACAGAUUACGCAUAGUGUUUUUCUCGGGACUUCACUAAGUCUUUUGGAGCUUACAGUAUGUUCUA
Phragmites australis (common reed) is the source of this 1184-nucleotide messenger RNA. RefSeq lists its product as uncharacterized. The record is from RefSeq and is a predicted model, not a curated record. Bases 340 to 936 code for a protein of 198 amino acids. NCBI's taxonomy places the organism in Eukaryota, Viridiplantae, Streptophyta, Magnoliopsida, Poales, Poaceae. The transcript has a single exon.